Molecule: messenger RNA, 3732 nt
Organism: Misgurnus anguillicaudatus (oriental weatherfish)
Lineage: Eukaryota; Metazoa; Chordata; Actinopteri; Cypriniformes; Cobitidae
Gene: tert
Product: telomerase reverse transcriptase
Biological process (GO): telomere maintenance via telomerase
Cellular component (GO): telomerase catalytic core complex
Molecular function (GO): telomerase activity; telomeric repeat DNA binding; telomerase RNA binding
Source: RefSeq, a predicted model, not a curated record
GUCGUGAUCUGUCCUGUGAUUGGUGGAGCCGCAGCGUGCGCUGCUGGAAGCGCGAAACACGGUCGGUAGAUCAUGGCUCAACAGUGCGACUCGACACCCGGACACGGAGGUUUUAAACACACACUGGAUAUUUUGCGCUCGUUAUAUCCGCUCGUACAGACGCUCGAGGAGUUUAGUGAUGGCCUCGUGUUCUCUGACGGACGGAAGCCGGUUUUGAAGGAAGAGAGUGACGGCGCGCGCUUUCUCAGCCUCACCAGAGGACUGAUGGUAUGCGCGCUCACGCCACUGCAGCCACUGCCCUCUCAUGUACAGCUCGGCACGCUGCCUGAAGUUUUGGCUUUCUCUCUGAACCACAUUAAACGUAAGAAGCAAAGGAACGUUCUGGGAUUCGGAUAUCAGUGCAGCGAUGUAUCGGCCUGCUUUGACCCCUUCCGAUUUCACGGAGACAUUUCCCAGAGCGCCGCCUACAUUAGCACCAGUGAACUGUGGAAGAAAAUCAACCAGAGGCUCGGGUCAGAGGUCACGAGAUACCUGCUGCAGGACUGCGCCGUGUUCGCAACCGUCCCGCCCUCGUGUUUGCUGCAGGUGUGCGGUGAACCCGUGUAUGACCGGAUGUUGUCACGGCCCUGGUCUGGAUUCAGCCUCAGCAAUUACUCGCUUCAAGUUCCUGUCAAAAUAACACAGAAAAAUUCCGCCAAAAUGACUAAUGUUAGGAACAAGAAGAAAAUGGUAGAAAAGACUACAAAGAGAGCACGUGAUGAAGAUGUCGGACAUCAGAAUCUCCCUGCAGUGAAAAGACGACGCAUGUCUGCGGAAGCUGAGCAGGGUGACGUUCCCGGGAAAGAGAGAAUCCGCCCCUCGGAUCGCCCCUCGACCACCCGACCACAAAGCCACGGAGCUAAGAGCUGGAAGCCUGCGGAUCAACCCCCAUCUCGCCCCUCUCACUGUUACGUUCGUGUUCCCAACAUGCUCUACAAUGGGCGGGGCAUGAAGGGCUUCCUGCUCAACAGGAAGUUGAAAACAGGUGCGGUUGGGCUGAGGCGCUUGCAGGGGGCGGAUCUCAUCCGUAUCAUUUUUCUUGGUGGACAAUUUAACCUGUCCAAUGAAAAGCCCAGUCCGAAGAAACUUCCUAAACGUUUCUUCGACGCCGUACCCCUGUUCGCUCGACUCUUGCGUCGGCACAGGAAGUGUCCGUACACUCUCUUCCUGCAGAGGAAGUGCUCGGUGAUCACAGGAAAUGAGGACAUGGAGUCUCUACUGGGGUCCCACUGCUCGGCAUACAGGGUCUAUCUGUUUGUGAGGGAAUGUUUGCUCUACGUUAUUCCAGCUGAGCUCUGGGGCUCCCGUGAAAACCAGCUCCGCUUUCUGACAAAUGUAAAGAACUUCCUGCAGCUUGGAAAAUUUGAGGGGGUCUCGUUGGUCCGGCUGAUGUGGAGGAUGAAGGUUAAAGACUGCCAUUGGCUGGGACUCAAGAAACGUCAGUGUGCGAGUGAACACCGGUACAGAGAGUGGAUCUUUGGUCAGUUUGUGCUCUGGUUGUUGAACGGUUACGUGCUCGGUCUGGUUAAAGCUGUCUUCUACGUCACUGAGAGUAUGGGACAGAAACACACACUGAGAUUCUAUAGGAGAGAAGUCUGGACCAAACUACAGCAAAUGGCUUUCAGAAUGCAUUUGUCAAAAGGCCAGUGGAGGGCGCUGUGUCCUCCCGAGAGCAUUACAUUCCCAGAGACCAGGAUAACAUCCCGAAUCCGAUUCAUCCCAAAGGUCAACGGCAUGAGACCUAUUACACGCCUCACAGGACCCAGAGAAUCACUACAGCAUUUCCAGAGUUGUGUGCGAGUCCUGCAGAACGUGUUAAGUGUGUGUGUGAAGGAGGCCCCGGGGCCCAUGGGCUCGACAGUGUGGGGUUGGCAGGACAUCCACAGAGUCCUCACAGACUUCACCCCUCAACAGAAAUGCUCACCUCGCCCUCUCUAUUUCGUCAAGGUGGAUGUAAGCGGCGCGUACGACAGUCUUCCUCACGUUAAGCUGGUGGAGGUGUUGGGUGAAGUGUUGGGUCCCUUUGCACAGGAGAGCUUCUUCCUGCGGCAGUACGCACGCGUGUGGUUCGACCCGAACCGAGGGCUCAGGAAACGCUUCUGCACGAAGGCUGAGACGUCUGAGCCGCUGAACAUGAAGGGUUUCAUUCUGGAUGCGCAGGCCAGCGGGACGCUGCACAAUGCCAUUCUGGUGGAGCGGCACACAUCUGAGGUCCGAGGGUCUGAUGUCUUGCAGUUUUUUGAGAAGAUGUUAAGCAGCUACAUCAUCCACCAUGAGAAGAAAUUGUACCGUCAGGUGUGUGGUAUUCCUCAGGGAUCUUCUGUAUCGGCUCUGCUGUGCAAUCUGUGUUACGGACACAUGGAGAACUCGCUGCUGAAAGGUUUCGAUAAGGGCGGGUGUCUGAUGAGGCUGGUAGAUGAUUUUUUACUCAUUACCCCCCAUCUGAAUAAAGCCACGGAGUUCCUGACAACGUUGUUGGCCGGUGUCCCCGAGUACGGCUGUAAAAUAAACCCUCAGAAGGUGGCGGUUAAUUUCCCUGUGUGUGAGGAAUGGGAGAGGUCAGGGGUCACCGUGUUUCCGUCUUAUUGUCUGUUCCCGUGGUGCGGUCUGCUGCUCGACACGCAGUCGCUGGAUGUCCAUAAGGAUUACUCACGCUAUAAUGGCCUAUCACUGCGCUACAGCCUGACGGUUGGCUCCGCCCACUCUCCAGCCACGGUCAUGAAGAAACUGCUGUCACUUCUGAGACUCAAAUGUACAGACAUCUUCAUAGACCUCAGGAUGAAUUCUGUGGAGGCUGUUUACAAAAGCUUGUACAAACUCAUUCUUCUACAGGCGCUGAGGUUCCACGCAUGUGUGAAGAGUUUGCCCUUGGGGCAGAAUGUGGAUGCCAACCCUUCCUUCUUCUUAAAGAUGAUCUGGACUAUGUCUCGAGUUAUUAAUAAACUCAUAAGACACACAAAUACAGGUGUGGUUCUGGGUUCAUCAGAUGAAGCAGGUGUCUUGCAGUAUGAAGCUGUACAGUUGUUGUUCUGUUUGGCGUUUGAAGUGGUGUUCACCCGAUACAGACUCUUAUAUCGAGCUCUGCUUCCUUCACUGCACAAACGUAAGAGGCGUCUACAGCGUGUAUUGUGUGGUAUGAGACUGGCACGAGUCCAUCAGGCGGCUACACCCCGAGUCCCUCAAGACUUUAAAACCAUCAAGAUCUGAAAUCAUACAGUGAAUAUUGUGGCUAUAUUUCCAGUGUAUUAUGAGACGCACCUCGCUGUAAUCGUCUCUUUACUGCAGUCACACGGCAGCCGCGUGUUUUCUGUAUGACACAUUUACUCUCAGGAAACACUUUUGCAAGUAACAUUUUGCUUUUAUGCGUCUCAUUGCCUGGUGUUGUAAAGCGUUAAUGGUUUCUCAUUAAACUGAGAGAUGCAGUGCAGUGAUAAGAGAAACUCAUAAACUAAAGCUUGUCCGAGUAGAAAGUGCUUCAGGUCUUUCAACUUUAGUUUUUUACACACGGCCAUUUUAAGACUUUAAUCUGUAAUUAUUGUUAUGCUGCAUGUUAAAUGUUAAUGCGAUGUUUCUACACAGAUUUAAUUGUUAUUUAAGUUAUUUGAAUGAAAAUAAUUGUUGCUUUUUUUUCUUAUAAAACUUGAUGUAUUUUGUGUUCAGUUUGAUCAAAUCAUAUAAAGAUCUCUAAUGUUC